Messenger RNA from Tetrahymena thermophila SB210, 1989 nucleotides. RefSeq names its product cyclin-dependent kinase-like Serine/Threonine kinase family protein. The record is from RefSeq and is a predicted model, not a curated record. NCBI's taxonomy places the organism in Eukaryota, Ciliophora, Oligohymenophorea, Hymenostomatida, Tetrahymenidae. The transcript is spliced from 2 exons. Gene Ontology annotation, cellular component: nucleus. Gene Ontology annotation, molecular function: ATP binding; cyclin-dependent protein serine/threonine kinase activity. Gene Ontology annotation, biological process: protein phosphorylation.
AUGGAAAAGAAUAGCAAUAGCCAGCAAAGUGGCUCUUAAACCGUUCCAAUAAGAACUAGAAAUAUAAGAAAGUAUUAUAGAUUGAUAGCAGAAGUUGGGUCAGGAACCUAUGGUAGAGUUUAUAAGGCAGAAUGUCUGCGAACUAAAUAGUAUGUUGCUCUCAAAAAAUUCGAAAGCAAAGAUGAUAAAAUUAAAGAAGACGGAUUUCCAAUUACAGCAGUGCGUGAAAUUCUUUUGCUAAAAUAAUUAGACCAUGUCAAUAUUAUCAAAUUAAGGGAAAUUAUUUUGUCAAAGCCUUCUGAAAAAAACGACUACCGUGGUUCCACAUUUUUAGUUUUUGAUUACAUGGAUCACGAUUUUGCUGGAUUGCAUAGAAAUAAACAUGAAUUUUCUCUUUAGGAGCUCAAAUGCAUCAUGAAAUAAAUUCUAUUAGGCGUACAAUAUCUUCACUAUAAGAAAGUCAUUCACAGAGACUUGAAAAUAGCAAACAUAUUAUAUAACAAUUAAGGAGAGGUUAAAAUAGCUGAUUUCGGUUUAGCAAGAUUGCUUAAUCCAAACAAUCCAAAGUAUACAAAUAAAGUAGUAACUCUCUGGUACAGAGCUCCUGAGCUGCUUCUAGGAGCAAAGGAAUAUACAGAGCAAAUUGACAUGUGGAGUGUUGGAUGUAUUUUCAUUGAACUUGCAGUUGGUGAAAAUUUACUUAGAGGUGAGAAUGAGCCAAGAUAACUAGAUAAAAUCUAUGAAUUAUGUGGCAGCCCCAACACCUAAAAUUGGCCUGAAGUCGACAAACUUCAGCUUUGGAAGGACAUGAAACCCAAAAGAAAUUUUGAAAGAAAACUUAGAGAAUAGGUGAUUGAAAGAAAAAAAAAUAUUGAUCCUUAGUUUUUAAAUUUAUUAGAUGGGAUUAUGGUCUUGAAUCCUAAGAAAAGAUUUACUGUUCAAUAAUGUCUUGACCAUGAAUUCUUUAAAGUAGAACCUCUGCCUUUUGAAAUUAGUGAAAUGCCAAAAAUAAAAGAAGAGUGUCAUGAAGCUCUUCUAAAAAAUGUAAAAAAUAGAAACCAAGUCAUAUAAUCUCAUAAAAAUAAUUUCAUGUAAAGAGCAAAUAUGUCUCCUUCUAGAAUCCCUCCAAUGAGCACCUAAAAUUAAUAGGGAUAAAAGUCAUAUUCCAGCUCUUAAAAUUAAUUGUCGUCAAAUAAGUAAAGCACAAGCAGUAUAUAAAAUGCAUCAUCUUCAUAAUAAGGAAAUUAGAUAGUUGGAUAGUCUCACUUUGACUCCAGAAACAGUGGGAAAAGCCACUUUUAGUAAAAAUAAUAAAGUAGCAGCAGCAAUAGCAGCUAGUAAUACUCAAGAGAACACAUCAGCAAUAGUAAGGGAGGCUAUUAUGGAAACUCAAAUAAUUCGAGUUCUAUGAAAUACACUAGCGGGGGUGCUUAGUAGAAUAUUCCGUUAGACAGCGGGCCGAAUCUUAAAAAGUAAGGCAGUUCUACAGUAGGAUAAAACCAAUAACAGUAAUACCUAAACCCACCAUAUAAAAAGAAAACCAGCAUUCAGCUUAGUGGGGAUAAUAAUAACGAUUAUCCAUCAAUUGAGCAUCAUUUGGAUAACAGCAAUAAAAGCGUCACUAACGAAUCUCAAGUGGCUUAACCCAAUUAAAGUUCUAAAUUUAAUUCAUUUUCAGGGCUUGCAUCUCUUGUCUAAAAGUAAGGAUCUGUUGAUAGACAAGUGCAUAUCCCUCUGGAAAACAGUGGUCACAAGAAGCAAGUAGAAGAUGAAGAUGAUGACUAUGAAAAUUAAUCAACAGCUUAAGUCCAUAAAAAAUAAAGCAAUCUCUCUAUGCUCACAAGUAAUGCAUCUACCUUUAUGUAUAACAGCAUCAAUAAUAAUAACGAUGAUCCUAUCAUCAACCAUCUUUCUAAAAUUAAUCAAAAAAGAUCACCUCCCUCAGAAAUAUACGAUAUAAAUAUUAAGAAAAAAAUCAAAGAAGACUGA